Molecule: messenger RNA, 1101 nt
Organism: Saccharomyces eubayanus
Lineage: Eukaryota; Fungi; Ascomycota; Saccharomycetes; Saccharomycetales; Saccharomycetaceae
Gene: HMS2
Product: Hms2p
Exons: 1
Coding region: 1-1101 (366 amino acids)
Biological process (GO): regulation of DNA-templated transcription
Molecular function (GO): DNA-binding transcription factor activity; sequence-specific DNA binding
Source: RefSeq, a predicted model, not a curated record
AUGUGUCUGUCUGUCGCGCGUGGCCCCACGCAAUAUAGAGCCAUGAUGGACGCAAUCUCGACGAUGGAGCUGUCUGAUGUGUUCGUGAGCGAGCUGUUCCGGCUGCUGCAGAGCAACGCUUACUCGGAUAUAAUCCAGUGGUCGCCCGACGGUAGCAGGUUUAUCAUCUGGAACACAGACCAGUUCACCAAAGUCAUUCUCCAGAGGUUUUUUUCCACGUUGCCGAGUUUCGCAUCGUUCGUGCGGCAGUUGGGCAGGUAUAAGUUCCAGAAGACCGAAAGGUUGCAUUGUAAAGAGUUUUUCAACGCCCAUUUCCAAAGAGACAACCUGGCUGGCCUGCGUUUUGUAAAGACCACACGCAGGUCGCCGCCGGCAAAGAAACUGUCCAAGGCCUGUGCUUACCGCUGGGACCCUUUUAAAGUGAACUCCAUUCUCAGCAAGGCUGUCGGUAAGCCGUCGUUCGAAAAACUGGAGAAAAACGUCGAUACUCUGCAGGGCAACCUCGAUGAGGUCACCUCGAACAACGCAGAGAGCCUGCGGAUUAUAAAAGAGAUCAAUGCGGGCUUGCAGACGCUCUCCUACCACCAGUUCCAUGCCUACCAGAUGGCCAAUUUUCUGCAAGCGAACUUCGAAGCCAUCAGGAAAGCCGCCUGCCAGCAGCAGCAGCAGCAGCAGCAGCAGCAGCGGCGGCAAGACCCAAGGCGCCGCCGCCUGCUGCUCCUGAUGGCAGGCACGUGCGACACAUCGAAAACGCCCCUGGUGCGCUUGCUCAAGUCCAUGAACUUCUCCAUCGACACAGCCACCCAGUGGCACCCGCUGCUGAAUCUUGACACGUACGACCUGCUUUUCGUCGCCGUGUCCCCCUACAUGCCCGAAGACGAGAUUGUCUACUUCAAGAAACUCCGGAACCUGUUGCCCAGCUUCCCCAUAGUCGGCGUCAUGAACAACCUCACCUCUGCCCUCGACACGAACACUUCCCCCUCCAACUACUCCCGCUACUACUGCAACCAUUUCCUGCGAUUGGGCUUCAACGACAUCCUGGUGAGCCCCUUCACCCCAACCCAGCUUACAACCCUCCUCUCGAAACAUUUUCCGACGUGA